Messenger RNA from Hemicordylus capensis (graceful crag lizard), 2047 nucleotides. RefSeq names its product NK3 homeobox 2 (gene NKX3-2). Gene Ontology annotation, cellular component: nucleus. Gene Ontology annotation, molecular function: DNA-binding transcription factor activity, RNA polymerase II-specific; RNA polymerase II cis-regulatory region sequence-specific DNA binding. Bases 1 to 1062 code for a protein of 353 amino acids. Gene Ontology annotation, biological process: cell differentiation; regulation of transcription by RNA polymerase II. The record is from RefSeq and is a predicted model, not a curated record. NCBI's taxonomy places the organism in Eukaryota, Metazoa, Chordata, Lepidosauria, Squamata, Cordylidae. The transcript is spliced from 2 exons.
AUGGCCUUGCGCAGCAGCACCCCCGCCCCAACGCCGUUCUCCAUCCAAGCCAUCCUCAACAAGAAGGAAGAGCGAGGAGCGAGGAGCUUCUUGCAAGGCCGGCUGCAACCGCUGCUCUCGCCCGCAGGGGGCGCCCUGGCCAGCCCCGACGUGGCGCCCGCCUGCUGCUGGAGACUCUUCGGCGACGAAGCGGCCGCGCUGGCGGCGGCUCUGCAGCACGAGCACCGGCCGUCCCCUUUGGCCCCCGCAGCUUCCAGAGCUCCAGGGCCCGCCAUCUGGGACUCUGACUCUGCCCUGAGUGAGGAGCAAGAGGGCGACAAGGAGGAAGAAGAGGACGAGGACGAGGACGACGAGGAGGAGGAGCAUGGCAAAGCACUCGCCGCUGCCUUAAGGCCACGCGAAAGACCUCCCUACGGCAGUGGGGCCCGAUCCCCGUCGGGGGGCUCCGGCAAGGAGCGGCCGACGCAGGAGCUCCAGGACCAACCCCCGGCGGCUCUCAGCGACAGCGAGCUCUCAGCCCGAGUCUCAGAUCGCUGCCACCAGGACGAGGAGGACGACGCCGAGGACGGACGAGGCGGAACUAAGUGCUCCAAGCUGCUGUCGGAGGAAGGUGAGGCGGCUGCGGCUGGAGUUGCCCCGACGGCUGCCUCGACGGCGGCUCCCAAACCGCGCAAGAAGCGCUCGCGGGCAGCUUUUUCCCACGCCCAAGUCUUCGAGCUGGAGCGGCGCUUCAACCACCAGCGCUACCUGUCCGGGCCGGAGCGCGCAGACCUGGCCGCCUCCCUCAAGCUCACCGAGACGCAGGUGAAGAUCUGGUUCCAGAACCGGCGCUACAAGACCAAGCGGCGCCAGCUGGCCGCUGAUCUCCUGGCCUCGGCGCCGGCCGCCAAGAAAGUGGCCGUCAAGGUGCUAGUCCGCGACGACCAGAGGCAGUACCACCCUGGAGAGGUCCUGCGGCCGCCGCCGCUCCUCUCCCUCCAGCCCUCCUACUAUUACCCUUACUACUGCCUUCCCGGCUGGGCCCUCUCCGCCUGCGCAGCGGCCGCCGGGGGCACACAGUGACACAGUUGGGACUCCCUGCCUCGAGUUUGGCUUCAGAAGCGCGGUCGCGGACUAAGAGACGGAGUGGUGGGGUGGGUGGGCGCGGACAUGCAGUGGGGAGGGAAUGAGAAACCCAGAACCCAGACGCGACCCGCAGUAGCAGCAGCAGCACCUCGGAUCCUGUCUCUCAGUCCACACAAGGACUCUUCUGCUCCCCCGGCCUUCCCGAUCCGUUCUGGUUUUCCAGCGAACCUUAGUGGGGCCUCUUAGAGGGUGCUGAAUGCAAAGACGCCUCAGCUACAGGCCUCCUUCCCCUCCACUCUCCGGGCCCUUCCUUUUCCUCUAUUCCUCUUAAGCGCCAAGGCAGUCUAGACCAGGGGUGGGCAAUCUUGGCUCUCCACAUGUCCUUGAACUACAACGCCCAUCAUCCCCACCCACAGACGGCAGAAAGGUGAGAUUUUUCUUCACACCAGAACAAGUCCUCCCCCCCCUUUUGUUCCUUUUUUUGGGGGGGGGGUCCCUGACGGGGCACAAUCCUCUGGGAAUUUCAUCUGCACACGUCUCACUGAAGUUAAUGGGGCUGCUCUUGUAGCUCCCAUUCACUUCAAUGGGGCGUAGGCAGGAAUACUUUCCGGUGGAUCGUGCCCCUCUGUCUUCAUCGCAAUUUAUGGAAGGGGAUUUGGAAGAGUUACGGUUUUAGCACUUUCCGGUUGUAUUAAAAUUGUUGUUGUGAUAAUUAUUUUUAUAUUCAAUGUGAAUAUUUUAGGUGGGCCUAUGAAAAAACACACACCACAAAACAUUCCCGUGAUAAUUUCUAAUACCAUUCGGUGCCUUCUCUUGCCCCUUUUCUGACUCAGUUUCCCAGGAAACCUCUGUGCCAUUCUGUUUGGUGGGCAUCUGCACUCAGUUAUGACUAUUUACUUCCAUUGAAUUGUGAAUAUUUGUUUGUUAAGCCCUUCUCUUGUAUCCCUCCUUUUUUUAAUUUAUAAAGUUCAGUUUAACUCUU